ACGCCUUUUACUCCACCUUAAUACACCUUGUAAUUGUCGCCUUCUAGUCAUCCGUUUACCUGCAUUUGUCUAUAGUCACUCAAUAUGCGUGUCUCCUCUACCUUUUUGGCCACGGCAGGCCUCCUGUCCUCGGCCAAUGCUGCCAUCAAGGGCUUCAACUACGGUGCCCAGUUCAACAACGACCAGGCCAAGCAUCUUGUCGACUUUGAGUACGAGUUCAACGCUGCCAAGCAGCUCCCUGGCACCAGCGGAUGGAACAGUGCUCGUCUGUACACCAUGAUUCAGCACGGUACUCAGAAUACUAUUAUUGAGGCCAUCGAGGCUGCCAUAAACACCAAGACGAAGCUACUCCUCGGCAUGUGGUGCUCAGCCGGCCAGACGGCCUUCAACAACGAGAUUGCCGCCCUCAAGGCUGCCGUUGCCAAGUACGGCACUGCCUUUACUGACCUGGUCGAGGGUAUCUCUGUCGGUAGUGAGGACUUGUACCGUAUCAGCUACACCGGAAUCGAAAACAAGUCCGGUCCUGGUGCCGGGCCCCAAGAGCUCGUCAAGUACAUCCAGCAGACGAGGGAUGCCAUCCGUGGAACUCCUCUCCAGGGCAAGCCCAUCAUUCACGUCGACACCUGGACUGUCUUCGUCAACGGCACAAACCAGCCUGUCAUUGACGCCGUUGAUGUCAUCGGCAUGGACGCUUACCCCUACUUCCAAACCACCAUGAACAACAACGUCGGUAGCGGCAGCCAGCUGUUCUUCGACGCCUUGCACCAGGUCCAAGCCGUGGCCAAGGGCAAGAAGGUCAUCGUCGCCGAGACUGGAUGGCCCGUCAGUGGCAAGACUAUGAACCAGGCCACUGCCAGCCCCAAGGACGCCCGUAUCUACUGGGAGGACGUCGUCUGCCAGUUGGUUGCCGACAACGUCGAUCUGUACUACUACAUCCUCCAGGAUGUCCAGUACGGCAACCCCGUUCCUUCCUUCGGUAUCAAGCCUGGCGGUGACCUCAUGGCCGUCCAGCCCCUGUUCGACCUCUCAUGCCCUGCCCGCAAGGUAAGCUAGGCUCUUCCCAUGCUCCUGUCGCCCAUCUUGUCCUCAUUCCUGUACACGUGGUUGGCUGUCUGUUCACUGUCUAAAUGUAACUGCCAAUGCUCAUGUCCGCCACAAGCCCUGGGCCAGGGUGCGUGGUACGGCAGAGUAGAGUCGCAUUGGCCGAGUAGUUUCAGCAGCACCAGCACCACACCAACAGGAUUGUUGUGUAAGAGGGCUGCAAAGUUUCACACCAAAAAAAAGUAGCCAUUCACUAACUCUCGACUAGUAAACAUACAUCCAUCCCAACAACCGAUGUUCGCUGUGCCCAUAACCUCUGAUCGGCCCCAACCAGCGUUGAUAUUGGACACCACACCCCUUACACUUUAGUGACGGCCGUCACUCUGUAAUGUAAAAUCUUAGACAUUGAUCAAAGUAAUAAAAUACCCUGUAUAUAUAUAUCAGUUCUAGACAAAAUCACACAUCCACC
Molecule: messenger RNA, 1510 nt
Organism: Exserohilum turcica Et28A
Lineage: Eukaryota; Fungi; Ascomycota; Dothideomycetes; Pleosporales; Pleosporaceae
Product: glycoside hydrolase family 17 protein
Exons: 1
Coding region: 85-1053 (322 amino acids)
Biological process (GO): carbohydrate metabolic process; cell wall organization
Cellular component (GO): extracellular region; cell surface; fungal-type cell wall
Molecular function (GO): 1,3-beta-glucanosyltransferase activity; glucan endo-1,3-beta-D-glucosidase activity
Source: RefSeq, a predicted model, not a curated record